Molecule: messenger RNA, 2493 nt
Organism: Arthroderma uncinatum
Lineage: Eukaryota; Fungi; Ascomycota; Eurotiomycetes; Onygenales; Arthrodermataceae
Product: ZZ type zinc finger protein
Exons: 5
Coding region: 1-2493 (830 amino acids)
Molecular function (GO): zinc ion binding
Source: RefSeq, a predicted model, not a curated record
AUGUCUACCUCUGAUACUGCCAUCCCGACCUCAGUCAAUGCUACUGAGCUGCUUGCCCAUGGAAAACCGUUCAUUGAAUUCCCUCGAUACUCCAUCUUCAAUCUAAGGCACCAGAUACUACCAGGUGAAAAGGUGGGCGGAAAAGCGGUGGUACCUGAGCAGAAUGCCUCCGAAUCUAUCGCUGGAGUUGUUGACAGCAAUGCGCCAGAAAAUUUCUCCCAGUGGUUGUCGACGAGGCUGCAGAUUGGGCAGCCGUUCGUGAUACAGGAUUUUGAUAAAUUACCGCAAUGGAAUAAGAAGCUGUUUUCUCUUGACGGGUUGAUCGAACAUUCUACGAAGAAAAAUAUUCCUAUUCGAAACUGCAGUACGAACAGAGACCUAAGCUUCACCCUUAAGAAAUUCGCCGAAGCCUCUGAACGCUCGUAUCGCGAGUUUAAAAACCUCUAUGCUCGCGACCUACGUUGUCCUGACUCUUGGUUAGAACAGUAUCGGCCGGUUCUCUGUUUUGGCACGGAUUUCAGCUCCCAAGCAAAAUACGACAGCUUCGCAGCCGCUCGUGGCGCAUCACCUCAUGUCGACUGGCUAAAUAUCGAACCUGAAGACCUCAAAAAGGCAGAUUUCCCAGUAUACAUCUGCGAACAAUGGCCUGGUGACUUGGUCGUCUUUCCUCCUGCAACAGCACACCAAGUUUGGAACCUUGGAAAUGUUUCAACGAAAGUGGUGUGGAACAUCCUGCAUCCUCUAUCCCUGGAUGCUGGCCUUCACUAUGUUCAGCCUCCAUUCAACCGCCUCUGCCAUCCAGACGUCGCUCGAUCAAAUCUCUCGCUGGCCUGCGCCAUGCUGAGUCUGCUCCGCGAGGAUAGGCCCGCAACCAUUCCUCCCGAUUUGCCUCUCCUCACUAAGCUCUUCAAACAGAUGGCGCAGGAUGAGACAAUUGACGAUCGUCCUGCGACAACGAUAACGCUCGUUCCUAUUCCGGAGACAGCUAUCGCAACUUGCAACUUCUGUGGAACCGCCAUCUGGAACCGACACUUACGUUGCGACCAAUGCCAGGAUUUUGAUCUAUGUCUCAUGUGCUAUUUAAGUGGCCGCAGCUGUGAGCACCCUUCAAGCUAUUCAUGGGCUGAAAUAGUGCCGCAAGAGACAUGCACGCGUGUUGUACUACGAGCAGAGUCUAUACUUGGGUACGAUAUAAGCAAAUCCUCCGAAGGAUCCCGUAUUCCAGACCAGCGCAAAACUCUAGGUACGGCGUGCUGCCAUUUCCCCUCUGCUUAUGUCAAGGCUGAAAAACCCGCAUCGAAGCGUAGAGUUCGACCGGGAGAUCCGCGGGGAAAGAACAUGGGGUUUACAGACAAUGUAUUUGACCAAAAAAAGAGAAAUACGCCUGCCCUCCCUACGUCUCCUACAUAUACGUCGCCACCCGCUGCUAGACAACAUAAACGGUCCAUCUCAUCAUGCUCGACUGCCCAACAAUCAUUGUUAUCUGCACCGCCUCGCCGUGCUACCGCUUCGGCUAUCACCCUCCCGACUCUCUCAACCCCUGAACUAACCCACUCGUCUAUUGUUCAUGGAAGAAGGGACUCCACCGUCGAGGUGAUCUCGGAUGGCACCCCCCAUGCGCGAUCCAAGAUGCGACGAUUGUCGAUUGUAUCGCGUGAUACUACACCGAAGCCCCAUCCCGAGGUACCUUCUGGUAGAACCCUUCUCGGGAUUGACUAUAUAACACAAAGGUCUUCCUCCAAUGACGACCAGUUGUCGCUUCCCCCUUUGAAGGGCAGCUCGCGCUCCAGCGGGCCUUUUACCACGGCCUCACCAUCUACCAUAUCCCGCCAGUCAAUGUCACACGAUGGCGGGAUGGCUACUCUUGCUACUCUCGCAAGCACUAGAGAGAAGGAGCAGGUCUCACUAACCAGUAGCAGCUCUAUUGGUGACGCUCCUCGAUAUGUUGACAGAGAUCCUAGGGGUGAAGGCAGCAGUGACACCAUGGCCCUAAUGCCACAGCCUGGGGCACAUUAUCAGCAUCAAGCUUACAUCCCACCUCACUAUCAAGGAAAUCCGCCAUCGCAGCUGAUGCCUCCGUCAUUCGGAGUUCUCCCUAACCCCAAACAACCGCCCGCUCACUAUCAACCCCCAAGUGGUGCAGGCAGUGCCUUCUUCAGCGGACCCCAAGCUACAUCAACCUCAACCCCUCGUUCAACAUCGAUGACAUUACCCUCAAAUCCCAAUCCCCCCUCGUCCGCUACCAACCCUAUACCUGCACUUGAGACGCAACUUCACCGGCUCCGUCAGUAUUCUGAAGAACUGCUUUCUCUCUCCCUAUACAACUCCCACAGGCUUCUUCAAGACGAGAUCCAACGGUUAGAGGGAAUAUUGCUAUUAGCGAAGAAAGACCGGAGUGAGCGUGUUCUCCGAAAUCUGGAAAUAGAAUUUCCGGCUUUGAUUAAUAUCCAUGAGGGUUUAAAACGGGAAGGCGCACGGUUAGGUUACUUCUAA